Molecule: messenger RNA, 870 nt
Organism: Zygotorulaspora mrakii
Lineage: Eukaryota; Fungi; Ascomycota; Saccharomycetes; Saccharomycetales; Saccharomycetaceae
Product: short-chain dehydrogenase/reductase
Exons: 1
Coding region: 1-870 (289 amino acids)
Molecular function (GO): oxidoreductase activity, acting on the CH-OH group of donors, NAD or NADP as acceptor
Source: RefSeq, a predicted model, not a curated record
AUGGUAUUCAUUGGUGAUAAAGGAUGCCGUUUUACCUCCGACAUUUUAGAGUUUUUCACUAACAGGUUCAGUCUAUUCGACGAAAAUCUUUUGGAUGAGAAUACCAUUGUUUUAGUCACCGGUGGCUCCGGUGGCCUUGGAUUGGAACUUGUAAAAAGACUACUUGUAUGCAAAAAUAAGGUCAUCAUUGUGGACAUACAUCCGCCCACGACUGAUUUCGGUACAGCUGAUAGGGUAGUAUUUUAUCGAUGUGACAUUACAGACUACGACCAGGUAGAGGAACUCUAUAAUAGAAUAAAAUAUGAGCAUGGUACCGUGAGUAUCCUUUUGAAUAAUGCAGGGUUAACCAGUAUCUCCCUACUCAAGUCUUCUUCAAAUGACGACAUGCGGCGGGUCAUAGAUGUGAAUUUUAUUGGGGCCUAUAAUAUGAUCCAGAUCUUUUUGCCAGAAAUGAUCAAGAAUAACAGAGGCUAUGUAGUCAAUAUUGCGUCUAUACUUGGCGUUAUAACUCCAGCAAGAUUGAGUUCGUAUGGUGCUUCUAAGGCAGGUCUCAUCGCUCUGCAUAUAUCAAUUACCCGCUAUCUGAGAUCAAACUACGGCAAAAACAACAUCAAAACACUGUUGGUUUGUCCAGGGAAACUAAAAACUACGAUGUUUCAAAAUGUCGAAACACCUUCGAAGUUUUUGGCUCCGGAUGUUGAACCUUCGAAGUUAGCUAAACGAAUCCUCACGUCAAUCGAAUGCAACGCCACAAAUACUCUAAGUUACCCAUACUACACAAACAUUGUUCCAUUUUUCAAGGAGCUCAAUUGGCCCCAUAUAAAAGCUUUCAAGAAAUUCAGUGGCAUGAAUAAAGUAACUGCUAUUUAA